Messenger RNA from Ostrea edulis (European flat oyster), 1360 nucleotides. Its product is annotated as chromatin assembly factor 1 subunit A-like. The coding region runs from base 184 to 663 and encodes 159 amino acids. The transcript is spliced from 4 exons. The record is from RefSeq and is a predicted model, not a curated record. Lineage: Eukaryota; Metazoa; Mollusca; Bivalvia; Ostreida; Ostreidae. Gene Ontology annotation, biological process: regulation of DNA-templated transcription. Gene Ontology annotation, molecular function: DNA-binding transcription factor activity.
AGACGGGGAUUUUUUUCCAUCAGGGUUAAACCGCAACUUGACCCUUAACCAAGGAGUGCAGAUAAAUCCACACUGAAGUGAAAGUACACGUAAUACGAGAGUACUAUGAGCUGGCGUUGAAAAUACCAUGUACUAGUUACACAGAGCUGUUUGAUAAUUGUCGCAGAUUGUCAGCGGAAGAAAAUGAGCUACUUCCAAUCAGAAAACGAUGAAGAAUUAUCAAAAGCCUAUCAUGAAAGUUUCAAAACAAGAAGCUGUUUGCCUCUACUGAAAGAAGAACUGAAAUGCAAAAUACAGUACAGAAGAUUGUCUCGAGGCGAAGGAGAAAUGAAAGUUGAAUUCGAGAAACAGAAAGAAUAUAAGAUGACGUCAGAAGAGGUACAAAAACGGAACAAGCGCCUGAUGCAGAAUCGCCUCUCGGCCUGGAAAAGACGGGUCAAUGACAAAAAAUACGAAGAAGAAUUACUAGAGAGGAUCAGAAGACUCGAGAAAGAAAAUUCAAAAAAAGAGGAAGAAAAGAGAAAUCUCGCCCAUCAAAAAGAUCUUCUGUGUUUUUUAAUGUCGAAUCAUAACUGCCGCCUAAAACUAGGUUUAAGGCCAUCUUGUACGAAAUUUGUAUCUUUGCUGAAGAAACCCAGUGCUCAGGGUGUUUUAAUAACCUAGGAAUGACGAGAAACAAGAGGAGCAAUUUAUGUUUUAUGAGUCUUGAAUAUGUUUAAAGUAAUCUAUUGAUAGUGCUUCUGUGAUGAUCAGAAUGAACUUAUCUCUCGUUGAUGAUAUGCAAUGAUAUUUUCUUCAUUGAAUUAUCAUAGGAAUCCGUGUGCAAGUCACGACUUCGAGGGAAAAGAUCAGUUCUAUAAUUCAUUUUAAAGAAAAUGAUAUACAUUAUAUUCAGAUUGACAUGGAGCAAACCUUUGAUUAUUUUUUGGGGUAGACAUUUACUGGAAUUUUCUAUCACGUUUGCAAAAGAUUUUGAAAUUGAUAUGAAACAGUUUUUAAUAUUGUAAGCACGAGCAAAAUAUGCAAGUAUUUACUCAACAUUAACUCCAAUAUAAUCCUAAAUGAUAAAAAACAAAACGUUUCAAUGAAAAUGAGGAAAGUCUGAAAACGGUUAAAAGACGUGAAAUUAUCUGGAUAAUAUACAGCGUAUUUUUAUUUGUAAACAUUGUAUAAUUACAGUAAGCAUAUACGUUCCAACUUGAUUGGUUACUUAAAAAGCCGAACAUUGAAAAAUUCCUCGGUAAGAAGUCGUCUUCAUUCAUGCAUGUAUAUGCAAGUUUAAAUUCAGAAUGAAUGAUAAGUCAGAAGAAAAUAUAAUGAACUGUAAAUAAAGGAAACCUACUUGGAUUUCAUUUUCAAA